AAAGCCAUUUAGAGGAUGGAGCUGGACCUACCAGGAGGAGGAGGAGGAGGAGGAGGAGCUGAGGAAGGGCUGAUCGAGUUCUACGGCUCCUUCAGGGAGAUGUUUGAGUUCUUCUGCAAGAACACGACGAUCCACGGCACCGUCCGCCUGGUGUGCUCGGGCAGGAACCGCAUGAAGACGGCCUUCUGGACGCUGCUGCUGCUGGCCAGCCUGGCCAUGCUCUACUGGCAGUUUGCCCUCAUGUUCAGCCAGUUCUGGGCCUACCCCGUGGUGCUCACCAUGUCCGUGGACUCCGAGCCCAAAAUGUUCCCGGCCGUCACCAUCUGCAACCUGGAUCCCUCCAGGUUUGAGCUGGUCAGUGAGCAGCUGGAGCAGCUGGAGCGCAUGGCCGAGGAGUCGCUGACCUUCCUGUACGGCCCCAAGGCCGCGGCCAGGCUGUCCCAGCUCAGGGACAGGGACAGGGACAGGGCCAGCGCCAUCCGUGUCCAGGCCUGGGCCAACCUCAGCAGCGCCGGCUUCAGGCUCAGCCACAACUUCUCCCUGGUCAGGAUGUGGGAGCCCAAGGCCGGCAAAAAACAUUCCAGAGUGGGAUUCCGGCUGUGCAACUCCACGGGCGGGAAUUGCUUCUACACCUCGCACCCGUCGGGCACGGAGGCGCUGCUGGAGUGGUUCCGCUUCCACUACAUGAACGUCAUGGCCCAGCUGCCCCCGGGGCUGGCCCAGCACCAGCAGCACUUCCAGGACCUGGUCUACUCCUGCCAGUACGACGGGGAGCCCUGCCGGCCCGGUGACCACGUUCACUUCCACCACCCAGUUUUUGGGAGCUGCUACACCUUUAACAGCGAGGGGACAGAUCCCUUCUGGGCAGCCACCAAGCCAGGAAUUCCUUACGGGCUGUCCCUGAUCCUGCGGGCCGAGCAGAAGGAGCACAUCCCGCUGCUGUCCACGGUGGCCGGGGUGAAGGUGAUGAUCCAUGGCCACAACCAGACCCCGUUCCUGGAGCACGAGGGCUUCCACAUCCGCCCGGGCAUCGCCACCACCAUCGGCAUCCGCCAGGACCAGGUGAAUCGCCUGGGUGGAAACUACGGCAGGUGCACCACGGACGGGGCCGACGUGGCCGUGGAGCUGCUCUACAACACCUCCUACACCCUGCAGGCCUGCCUGCAGUCGUGUUUCCAGCGGGCCAUGCUGCAGCGCUGCGGCUGCGGCUACUUCUACUACCCGCUGCCCGCCGGCGCGCGCUACUGCGACUACAGCCGCCAGCCCGCCUGGGGGCACUGCUUUUACCAGCUCUACUCCCGGCUCAGGAAUCACCGCCUGGAUUGUUUCCAGCACUGCCCCAAACCCUGCAGGGAAUCCCUGUACAAGGUCUCAGCAGGCACGGCCAAGUGGCCCUCGGCAAAAUCCCAGGACUGGGUGCGCCAGGCUCUGCGGCACCAGAACGGCUACAACUCCAGCAGCAGCAGGAGGGACAUUGCCAAGGUCACCAUCUUCUACCGCCAGCUCAGCUCGCAGGCCGUGCACGAGGCCCCGCUGCUCUCGGUAGGUGCCAGCUCCUCCCGGCCCUUCCCGAGGAAUUCUUAUGGCUUUAUUUCCCUGGCAGCAGGGAGGGAUUUUUCCAGCUGCCUGCAGGAAGUCCUUGGGAAUUUCUCUUUUUCCCAACCCCGUGGAUUCCAUGGGUGCCACCAGCAGAAUUCCUCUUCCCAGAGCUCAGAUAAAUUAAAAAAUCUGAGUUUUUUCCCCCAGGAGAACCUGCUGCUGUCCAGCAUGGGCAGCCAGUGGAGCCUCUGGUUCGGCUCCUCGGUGCUCUCGGUGGUGGAGAUGCUGGAGCUGCUCCUGGACACGCUGGUGCUGUCCCUGCUCUGCUGCCUGCAGCGGCUCCGGGCCAGCCCGGGGGGCUCCAGCCCCAGAUCUGUCGGGUUUUGA
Molecule: messenger RNA, 1926 nt
Organism: Haemorhous mexicanus (house finch)
Lineage: Eukaryota; Metazoa; Chordata; Aves; Passeriformes; Fringillidae
Gene: SCNN1D
Product: sodium channel epithelial 1 subunit delta
Biological process (GO): sodium ion transmembrane transport
Cellular component (GO): membrane
Molecular function (GO): ligand-gated sodium channel activity
Source: RefSeq, a predicted model, not a curated record